GUUCCUCCCCCCCCACCCCCACCAAAGGCAACAAAAGAAAUUGUAUGUAGAGCAAAACAAGAGUCCUUAAACUGCAAAGAUGUUUGCCAGAAUCUCUGGUCUCCGUGUUCUGCUGCUAAUGGUUCUGGCUGGAACGACAGCCUUCGGGUUCUCCCUGAUGUCGUUACUUCCAGUCCCGGACCCAGAUUGGACUCCUGACAACUAUGAGUACAGCUACGAGGAUUACAACCAGGAAGAGAACACCAGUAGUGCGGUUGACCACCCCGAGAAUCCUGACUGGUACUAUACAGAGGAUGAUCCAUGCCGGCCCAACCCCUGUGAACAUGGCGGGGACUGCCUCAUCAAGGCGGACACCUAUGUGUGCAGCUGCCCAGUCCCUUUCUCUGGAAGCAGGUGUCAGGAGGUGAUAAACAAGUGCACGGAUAAGCCAUGUGGCCGGGGCGAAUGUCUCAUUACUCAGAAUCCUCCCUAUUACCGCUGUGUCUGUAAACACCCUUACAGGGGUUCAGACUGCUCCUCAGUGGUUCCUGUGUGCAGGCCAAACCCCUGCCAAAACGGCGGCACGUGCUCCCGGCACCGGCGGAGAUCCAAGUUUACCUGUAACUGUCCUGACCAGUUCAAGGGGAGACUCUGUGAAAUAGGUCCUGAUGACUGCUAUGUUGGUGAUGGCUACUCUUACCGAGGGCAAGUGAGUAAGACAAUCAACCAGCACUCAUGCCUUUACUGGAACUCCCACCUCCUCUUGCAGGAGCAUUACAACGUGUUUAUGGAGGAUGCCGAGACCCACGGGAUUGGGGAGCACAACUUCUGCAGAAACCCAGAUGGAGAUAAAAAGCCCUGGUGUUUCAUUAAAGUCAACAAUGCAAAGGUGAAAUGGGAGUACUGUGAUGUCUCAGCCUGCUCAGCCCUAGACAUUACUGACCCAGAGAGGAGCCCCACAGAGUCCCUGACCAAGCUUCUGGGGUUUGACUCAUGCGGGAAGACCGAGAUAGCAGACAGGAAAAUCAAGAGGAUCUAUGGGGGCUUUAAGAGCACAGCGGGCAAGCACCCAUGGCAAGCGUCGCUGCAGACCUCGCAGCCAUUGAGCGUCUUCAUGCACCAGGGCCACUUCUGUGGGGGGGCGCUGAUCCACCCCUGCUGGGUGCUUACUGCUGCCCACUGCACUGACAUAAAAGCCAAGAAUCUAAGAGUGGUGCUAGGGGACCAGGACCUGAAGAAGACAGAAUCCCAUGAGCAGACCUUCGGGGUAGAGAAGAUACUGAAGUACAGCCAGUAUAAUGAAAGAGAUGAGAUUCCCCACAAUGACAUUGCUUUGCUCAAGCUAAAGCCAGUGAAUGGUCACUGUGCUCUGGAAUCCAAAUACGUCAAGACUAUAUGUUUGCCUGAUGGUCCCUUUCCCUCUGGGACCGAAUGCCACAUCUCUGGCUGGGGUGUUACAGAAACAGGGGAGGGGUCUCGCCACCUCCUGGAUGCCAAAGUCAAGCUGAUCACCAAUACUUUGUGCAACUCCCGCCGACUGUACGACCACAUGAUCGAUGAGAGCAUGAUUUGUGCGGGAAACCUUCAGAAGCCUGGGAAAGACUCCUGCCAGGGUGACUCCGGAGGCCCUCUGACCUGUGAGAAGAACGGCACCUACUAUGUGUAUGGGAUAGUGAGCUGGGGCCUGGAAUGUGGAAAGAAGCCAGGGGUCUAUACCCAAGUCACCAAAUUCCUGAACUGGAUCAAAGCCACCAUGCAGAGAGCCUAGCUUCUGAGGUGUCUUCCAAACUCCAGAGCCCGUCCUCCUCAGCACCCACACAAGGCAAGACUGUGUGGGCAGCAGCAGACACCCCCCUGGAGUCUCCAGGUGGCCAUGCAGUGAAGUGUCCAUGCUCUACACAGAGACAACGGCUGCCCGGCCUGGGGCGUCCUGAACCAGCAUCUCCACCAUGUCGGGCUCCCUCCUAGUCACCCAAGAAACGACAGAAUCAACCCCAAAUAUAUGAUGUUUGCUUCCCUUCAAACUAUGGUAUCUUCUAGAAAAUCAGUGUUCCGUGACUGCCUCCACCUCGGACAUUUGCAAAUGUGGGAUUUCAGAACGCCAGCAUCCGUGGAAG
Rhinolophus ferrumequinum (greater horseshoe bat) is the source of this 2096-nucleotide messenger RNA. RefSeq names its product hyaluronan binding protein 2 (gene HABP2). Lineage: Eukaryota; Metazoa; Chordata; Mammalia; Chiroptera; Rhinolophidae. Gene Ontology annotation, molecular function: calcium ion binding; serine-type endopeptidase activity. Gene Ontology annotation, biological process: proteolysis; blood coagulation. Bases 80 to 1747 code for a protein of 555 amino acids. The transcript has 13 exons. The record is from RefSeq and is a predicted model, not a curated record.